Messenger RNA from Monodelphis domestica (gray short-tailed opossum), 1116 nucleotides. RefSeq lists its product as uncharacterized. Lineage: Eukaryota; Metazoa; Chordata; Mammalia; Didelphimorphia; Didelphidae. The record is from RefSeq and is a predicted model, not a curated record.
AUUCUGAGGCAAUGCUGCCCCCCAACUUCUCAGGGCUGCUCUUGGCCUGCCUGCUGCUCACAGGCCUGGCCCAUGGUGCUCCUGCCCCAGAUGCUGUCCCUGUUCCGGAUGCUGCCGCGGCUGCUGCCCCUGCUGCUUCCCUUGAUGGUGCUGCUGCCCCUGAUGCUGCCCCUGUAGCUGUUGCUGCUGCCGCCUCUGAUGCUGCCCCUGAUGCUGCCCCUGUCACUAUCAACGCUGCUGCCCCUGAUGCUGCCUCUGAUGCUGCCCCUAAUGCUGCCUCUGAUGCUGCCCCUGAUGCUGCCUCUGAUGCUGCCUCUGAUGCUGCCCCUGAUGCUGCCUCUGAUGCUGCCCCUGAUGCUGCCCCUGUCACUAUUGAUGCUGCUGCCCCUGAUGCUGCCUCUGAUGCUGCCUCUGAUGCUGCCUCUGAUGCUGCCUCUGAUGCUGCUGCCGCUGCUGCUGCUGCUGCCCCUGCUGCCCCUGCUGCCCCUGCUGCCCCUGCUGCCGCUGCCGCUGCUGCCCCUGCCGCUGCUGCUCUUCGAAGGUCCUGUCCUGAAGGGUCCAAGGCAUUUGGCUCCUACUGCUAUGGCUACUUCAGUUUUGAGGAGACGUGGUAUUCUGCAGAGCUGAGUUGCCAGAGACAGACCUCAGGCCACCUGGUGUCCCUGAUGAAUGUGGCUGAAGCUUCCUUUGUGGCCUCCCUGGUGGCUGAGAGUGGAGGCGGCCGGAACUGCAUCUGGAUUGGCCUCCAAGACCCUCACAAGAAUGGUCGCUGGCUAUGGAGCAGCACUGCCUUAUACACCUACCACGCCUGGACUAAAAAUGCCCCAAACAACAAUAAUCCUGGAUACUGUGUGACCUUGACACCAGAAACAGGAUUCCUGAAAUGGAAAGAUCAGUUAUGUAUGAACAAGAACUACUACAUCUGCAAGUUCAAAGCCUAGAGAUGACGAGCUCUCUGCCCUCUCAGAAACAUCUCUCCACUCUCUUGACAAGCCGGCAUUCCCCAACCCUUGGACAUUGCCCUCUUGUUCCCUCCUUCCCAUGUCUUUCCCCUCUAUAUUUCCUUGGGGUCUGCCUGGUGUAAAACAUUGGACAAUCAGAAUAAACCAUCAUCUC